AAAAAGGUAUUUUCUUUAUACUUACAGUGUGAAUAGCCCAUAUUCCACCUGUGAUUUCUGUAGUCAAUCAUUUUCUCAGCAGCAAAAUUUAGAGCUACAUUUAUUUACUGAUACAAAGGAGAAACUGUACACAUGCAAUGUCUGCAAUGAACGGUUUACUUGACAGUGCAGUGUAAACGAAUAUAUACUGACCAACAUGAGUGAAAAACAGUAUGCAUGUGACAUUUGUAAUAAAACAUUUUCUCAGAGGCGAUAUUUAGAUAAACAUUAUCAGAUUCAUACGAAAGAGAAACAGUUCGUAUGUAAUGAAUGUCAUAAAGCAUUUAUUCGAAAGGAUAAUUUAAAAACACAUUUACGGGUGCAUAGCCAUGAUGCGCCAUAUGCAUGUGACAUUUGUAAUAAAAUAUUUUCUCGGAAGACAAAUUUAGAAAGACAUUAUCGGAUUCAUACGAAAGAGAAAAAGUUUGUAUGUGUUGAAUGUAAUAAAGCAUUUAUUCAAGAGGAUAAAUUAAAAACACAUUUACAGACGCAUACCAAAGAAAAGCCGUUUGUAUGUGAUGUGUGUAAAAGAGCAUUUUCUGAAAAGACAUAUUUAAAAAUUCAUUUACGGAUACACACAAAAGAAAAACCUUACACAUGUGAAAUUUGUAAUAAAACAUUUUCUCGGAAGACAAAUUUAGAAAGACAUUAUCGGAUUCAUACGAAAGAGAAAAAGUUUGUAUGUGUUGAAUGUAAUAAAGCAUUUAUUCAAGAGGAUAAUUUAAAAACACAUUUACAGACGCAUACCAAAGAAAAGCCGUUUAUGAUUUUACAAAUACAUUUACGGACGCAUACGAAAGAAAAGCCAUAUGCUUGUGAUAUUUGUAAUAAAGCAUUUUCCCAAAAAACUAGUUUAACAGUACAUUUAAGGAUACAUGCAAAUGUGAAACCAUUUGCUUGUGAUCUAUGUAAUAAAAUGAUUUUACAAAUACAUUUACGGACGCAUACGAAAGAAAAGCCAUAUGCUUGUGAUAUUUGUAAUAAAACAUUUUCUCAGCGUCCUCAUUUAAAUUUGCAUUUACAAGGACAUGCGAAAGAGAAGUUUUUACAUGAACCUGAAAAGAGAACUUGUAAUCGAGCAUUUUCUGAAUAG
This is a messenger RNA of Argiope bruennichi, 1132 nucleotides long. RefSeq names its product gastrula zinc finger protein XlCGF7.1-like. The record is from RefSeq and is a predicted model, not a curated record. Gene Ontology annotation, molecular function: DNA-binding transcription factor activity, RNA polymerase II-specific; RNA polymerase II transcription regulatory region sequence-specific DNA binding. The transcript has 3 exons. Gene Ontology annotation, cellular component: nucleus. Gene Ontology annotation, biological process: regulation of transcription by RNA polymerase II. Lineage: Eukaryota; Metazoa; Arthropoda; Arachnida; Araneae; Araneidae. The coding region runs from base 197 to 1132 and encodes 311 amino acids.